Stylonychia lemnae is the source of this 2058-nucleotide messenger RNA. The record is from the annotation of a GenBank genome assembly. NCBI's taxonomy places the organism in Eukaryota, Ciliophora, Spirotrichea, Sporadotrichida, Oxytrichidae.
AUGAAGCUUCUUGAUCCACUAUGGUGCUAUAAAAUCACUACUCAAAUACCCUAUAUCCAGCUAGGAUUUAUCAUAGUUAUUACUUAUCAUCUAGUAAGCGACGAAUUCGAAUUAGAGAAUCGAUAAUCAGCAAUUGCAUGGUUAUUCUUAGCUCACAUUUUCUCAUUUACUGUGGAAUUUAUAAGACAUAUGUGUUACAAAUGCUGCAAAAUAAACAACCGUUUUAUAUCUUUCACUUUUAAUUUUCUACAUUCAGCUGCUUACUCUGGUGCAAUAUUUUAUGCUUAACUUAAGAUUCUUGAACCUGGUAAAUCAUCUUUACUGAACCCAGAAGCUUUAUCUAAAGAUUAAAAUGCUUUGCUAUGGCUACAGAUGGAGAUUGUUUACUAUUACCUAUAUGUUGGCCUUGCCAUAGUUUUCCUUUUUCUCCAGUCUGUUUUUAACCUAAAAAUCUAAGUAUACGAUGUAAAAUUUGUUAGAAAAACAGAUGAUGUAAUACUAAAAGAAAAAAAAUAAUCCCCAGAAGCUACUCAACCAUUUUUGAAAGAUUAAAACUAAAAUGAUAAAAUAUAAUAGAGAAUUGAUUAAAAAAAUAAGGAAUGGGAAGAUAGCUACAAUAAUAUAAGGUCUCAUAAAAAAUAAAACUAGGAUUUCUUGAUUAUAAUUAUACCAUAACUUCAAACAUUUUUCAUUCAUGGAAUCAAUCUGUUUUUCACCAUAAUAUUUAUAUCAUUGUAUGAUGAAAACAGUGGAGAAGAUAACAAGCCAUUUCAAACUUAGUGCAUAUACAUCAUAGUCUUAUCCUUUAUUUUAUAACUUUAUACUAUAUUUGAUUAAUUCAACUCUUAGGACUUUGGAUAGCUUACGAAGAUAAUUAUCUUUAUAUUUGAUUUAAUUGCACCCAUUCUUCUUUGCACAUUUAUUAUACUAGCAGAGUCCUCAGAGCGGAUAGCUAAAUAUUGUGCUUAUAAUUACUUAUCAUUUAUAAUUGGUAAAUGGGUAUUUUAUCUAUUUCAUCAAAUUGCAAAACGGAUAAAGAAUCUUUAAAAGAGUAAUGAACCAGAAGAUGAAUAUAUCGAGAAAAAUAAAAUGAAAAAGCAAAGACUUAAUCCACCCUAUAUGAAUAAAGUUGAUGUAGAAGUUGAUAUGUAUUCAAUAGCCUACCUAAGCAUAUUUGAAUUAGAAUCUAAUGAUGACGAUUCUGAAAAUUAAAGCUAAAAUAAGACACCAUUGCUGUCUGGAUAAAAUUCCCAAUAAUAACAACAAGAUAAAAACCAAUAAAAUGCUUUAACUUCUAGUAAUGAUCAAGAAUAAUUGCAAUAAAACUAAAAACAAGAAUAAUUGCAAUUAAACUAAAACAAUUAGAAUAGUGAGGAUUAGAAAGUUAAUUAACAAUAAAACAAGAGAUAGGAAGAUGUUGAUAUCAUUCCAAAUAAUGAAGUCGAGGCUGCAAAGAACUUCUCCACAUGUGUUUUCAUAUUUUGUAUUCAACUUAUACUAGUCUCUUUAGUAUUUAUGGAAUUUUUUUCUACAGACUAAGUUGAUUCUCUAACCUAUGAGGUUCUUUUGACUAGACUGCUUCUUGCUAUUUUGUUGCAUAUGCAGCUUGAAAGAGAAAUAAGAUAGUCAAUAACUAUGCUUAAUUAUGCCAGGUUAAAAGUUAAAUCAGGACAAAAAAGAAAUGCUUUGAUUACUGUAAGUGUGAUGUAAUUUUUUAGUGCUUUUGGAACUGAACAUGUCAACAUCCUGCUUAUCUGUACAUAGUAUUCAGUCAAAGAUGUUAUUAUGAACUUCAUUGCUCUAGGUGUUAUUGCUGAAAUCGAUAAUAUCUAUGCUAGAACUCUUUAAAAUAACUCUAUUAAGAAGAAAAUUGAAGAUCCAGACUAUAUUCCUUUGAAUUUAGAACAUACUCCUACUUUAGGGCCUCAUAAGUGGUAUUUUCCAGCGAGAGUAUGGCAUUGGAUUGUAAUGACUUUUUAUUAGUGCUAUUACUACUAUUUCAUGCCAUAUACAGCCCUUUUAGUAAGCUAUAUUAUGAGCAAAAAUCAAAGUAUCUGA